Eublepharis macularius is the source of this 1796-nucleotide messenger RNA. It is a transcript of the gene ROPN1L, whose product is annotated as rhophilin associated tail protein 1 like. Lineage: Eukaryota; Metazoa; Chordata; Lepidosauria; Squamata; Eublepharidae. The coding region runs from base 241 to 891 and encodes 216 amino acids. The transcript is spliced from 7 exons. The record is from RefSeq and is a predicted model, not a curated record.
CGGAGAAGCGAAAGUGCUCCGUGCGCCUGCGUGGGCGAGUGAGGCGGUUGCGGCCGCGAAGACAGCGGGGCAAGCGCGCCCGUUACCGUGGCAACCCGACGGCUGUCUCGGCUGUGGCCCUUAACGGCGUUCAAAGAGGUCUUUCCUCGCUUUGAGGGGCGGGGACCGAGAAGUGAGUAUAGUUACCUAAUCUUCUGGAGGUUGUACAAGAAUAGUGCAUAAUUGGACAAAGACAGAAUCAUGCCUGUUCCAGAUGUCAUGUUCUGUGCACAGCAGAUUCAUGUGCCACCUGAACUGCCAGAUAUUAUGAAACAAUUUACCAAGGCUGCUAUUAGGACUCAGCCGCGUGAUAUACUCCAGUGGUCCUAUGGAUAUUUCUCCGCUCUCUCAAAAGGAGAGCCGCUUCCAGUGAAGGAGCGAGUUGAAAUGCCAGUAGCUACACAGAAAAAUGAUACUGGCCUGACACCGGGGCUUCUUAAAGUUUUGCACAAACAGCUGUCUAGAAAGGAAACUGUGACUCUACAAGAACUCCAGAUAAAAUGGAAAAACUUGUGUUUGCCUGCGGAACAGCUGCGCAGUAUCUUGCGCCUAGACAACUUUGCUGAUGAAGUGGAAUGGAUGAAAUUUUUUGCCCUUGGAUGUAGUGCUCUUAGUGGGUCCUUAAUAGGUUCUAUGAAGCAUGCCUGUGAAAUUCUAACAGAUGAUCCUGAGGGUGGCGCAGCACGCAUUCCCUAUGACACCUUUGCAUUUCUCUACUCUUACCUGGCUGGCUUAGAUGAGGAAAUACCUGAAGCAGAAGUACGAUCUUUUCUCAGUGCUCUUAAGGAACAAGUGGAGCGCAAGAACUACAUGGUUGGAGUGGCAGAUUUUUCUGUAAGGAAGAAGAACUGAAACAAGAGAAGUUGACAAUUUAAUAUAUGGUGAAUAGUGGAAUAACUGCAUGCACCAACAAAUAAGAUGUUAUGUAUUACUAUAACAUGUUCUGUGCGCUUUUUUAAGUUAAUGUAAAUAUUAGGAAGUAAAAUUUUAACAUUAGAUUGCUGUGAGUCGGAUCAUAAUACUUUUGCGGGGCACUGAUUGCUAGUUUCCCAAAGAGGAGCAUCCAGACUAGAAGGCACUUUUGAAUAAUCAGUAAACUAUCACUUGGUUGGGACUUUUAACUGUUUGAUUAAAUGUGGCUAUGGCUUUCAGUCUUUGGGAUGCAUAAGGCACAAUGUACACCCGUCGGAGCUCACAAGAGAAAUCUUCCAGCACCCUGACCUAGCAAGCAUUCUCUUGCUGGAUUGGGAAGUGCAUGCACAAACGGGUCAUGAAAAUAUGCUUACCGUGUGUAGCUGGAUGCCACAUCCAGCACUCUGGGAUGCGAGCUCUGGUCAGUUGCUGGAUUGUGACCUCGUGCACAGCACCAACUGGAUUCUCAAAACUGUCACCCUUGACAGUCCUGAUCACUUAUUUUAGGAACAGUGGACUGAAGCCAGUUCCCACCUCCAAGAUUGGGGCUGUGAAAGUGCUGUACUAUCCAUCUGCUUGGUAAGGAAGCACCCCUCCCCCCACUAUAUGCCUGGGAGUUAACUCAUCAUCUGUAUAGUUUUGUUAAGGUCAGGGUGCAACUGUUGUGUUGAAACUUCUUUACAUCCGUGAAAGAUGUAUUUUACCUAUGAGCUAUAAAGUCAUUGCAAUGCUGCUGCUAGCUUCUCUGAGCACAGCAAGUCAGCCAGUUAGAUCUAAACUAGAAUCUCCGUCCCCACCUCAAGCUUUAUUGCAAUACAAAGGAUACAAUACAUCUAUUAAGUGAC